This is a messenger RNA of Lolium rigidum, 1464 nucleotides long. Its product is annotated as F-box protein At4g09920-like. Gene Ontology annotation, molecular function: protein binding. The record is from RefSeq and is a predicted model, not a curated record. The transcript is spliced from 4 exons. Lineage: Eukaryota; Viridiplantae; Streptophyta; Magnoliopsida; Poales; Poaceae. Bases 1 to 1197 code for a protein of 398 amino acids.
AUGCCGGCCGGCGCCGACCGCAUCGGCGCCCUUCCGGACGAGAUUCUCCACCAUCUCCUCUCUUUCCUGCCGGCGGAGGAGGCCGUCCGUACGUGCGUGCUCGCACGCCGCUGGCGCCACGUAUGGAAGUUCACCACAGGCCUGCGCAUCGUCGAGUCCGAGGACUUCCCGAGAUCUAUUCAGGAUGUCCGGGAAUUCGUCGACUAUCUGCUCAUCCUGCGUGGCCAUGAGCCCCUAAACACUUUCGAGGUCGAGCUCUCCGACCUCUCCCAGGACGACGCGCCCUACCUGAACCUAUGGGCCCGUUUCGCUCUCCUCUGCAAAGUUCGUGAGCUCACCCUUUGUCUGUAUCACACCGAUUUCCUCUGCGCCAGGCUAGACGGCCUGCCCAUCGUCUCUCGGAAUCUCACGACACUAAACCUUCGGGGUGUAGGCCUCCAAGGGGGCUUUCUUGAUUUUUCUCGCUGCCCGGCGUUGGAGGAUCUCAGGAUGCGCCACUGCCAGAUUGAUGUCGACAAGAUAUCGUCCCUCUCGCUGAAACGCCUGAGCAUCAUCUUUUGCCGCUCCGCUCUGGAUCACCGGGUCACCGUUUCUGCUCCGCGCCUCGUCUCCUUUACGCUAGACAGCUUCGCGGGUAGAACCCCGCUGCUUGAAAUCAUGCCCAUGUUAGAGUCCGCGGUCGUGGAACUUGGGCGUGCAUGCACCGAUUUCUGUCAUAACUACAGAAGCCGGGGUUUCUGUGCUGCUAACAGUGCUGCUAGAUGUGCGAAUUGCCUUGCUUACAAUGAUGAAAGCAGCAAUACGGUGCUUCUUGGAGCUAUCUACAACGCUGAACAUCUACAGUUGAUAUCUCCAUUAGGAAUGAUGAUUUUUGCAAGGGAUUUGAAAAGUUGCCCUACAUUCAACAAGCUAAAGACUUUGCUACUCAAUGGCUACUGGUGCGUGGGUCCUGACUUUGAUGCACUAACUUGCAUUCUCAAACACUCUCCACUUCUAGUGAAGCUCACUCUUCAACUUGUUUCCGAGGAAGAAGUACAUAAAGUGGAAAUGAAAGGAAGCUACAGUUCAACGGCAAAACCUACUGGAAUAUCAGAGCACCUGAAGUUAAUUUCAGUCAAGUAUAAUGUGGUUGAUGAUAGAGUUCUCCAACUUUUGAAAUUCAUGUGCACAUUUAACAUACGAUUCAGUUUUGAGUGAGGGUGAAAGAAUCGACUUGAUGGUGGAUGUGCCAUCUCUCAACUAUUGGAAACUCUGGCUUCACUGUGGUGUGACGUGGAUGAUGCUAGCAUGUUGUCAUAUUUUAACUAUGAACAUCUUAUGAGUUCCAGUAAGACUGAUGCACAAUUUAGGAGUCCUGGCUUUGAGCCUUAAAUCAUCCAAUUGGGGCCUAUUUUACAAUAUCAUGUUUAUUGUACUUUGUCCUCGUGCUUGUAAUGUGCUUAAGCACAGACCUUGUAACGUGAA